Molecule: messenger RNA, 593 nt
Organism: Daphnia pulex (common water flea)
Lineage: Eukaryota; Metazoa; Arthropoda; Branchiopoda; Diplostraca; Daphniidae
Product: ribonuclease Y-like
Exons: 3
Coding region: 86-472 (128 amino acids)
Source: RefSeq, a predicted model, not a curated record
CUAUAAAAGCCGCUGUCGAUGCGAGUUAAUUGUACAGAUUAUUUUGAUCAUCAAAACAGUCAACAACCUCUGUAAUAAUUUCAUCAUGACUUUUAAGAUUUUUAGCAUCUUGGCUUUGGUCGCCCUGGUUUUCUCUGUAACUGCAACGACCGAUCCUGUUGACGAGCACGCUGUUGAAAUGGAAAUGUUGAAGAUGCGCGCCGCGGAAAUGGACAUUCGAGUUCAACAGGUGAAAGCGAUGGAGGACAACUUGCGCAAGCGACAAGAGGAGCUCGAUCAACACACCCACCAACUGCAAGCCGAACACCAGAAGAAACUUCAAGAACUUGAAGCUUUACAUGAAGAUAAGAUUAAAGCCCUUGGCAAGGUACUUGAAUUCGUCGAGAAAGAUAAACAUGUCAAGAAAACUGACAGUGUCAAGAAAACGGAAAAAGAAGCCGAGCCGGAAGUGGAGGAUCAUGUACACGCUUAGGUUCUAGCUGCGUCAUUAUAGACAAUCGUUGCCGACUUUGGCAAAAAGUCUAUUUCAUUUCCUAUUAUGUUGAUUGUAUUGCUUUUUAACUUUUGAUUUUAAUACAAAUUACACUGCUGCA